Messenger RNA from Phlebotomus papatasi, 3234 nucleotides. It is a transcript of the gene Nulp1, whose product is annotated as transcription factor 25. Gene Ontology annotation, cellular component: RQC complex. The record is from RefSeq and is a predicted model, not a curated record. The transcript is spliced from 5 exons. NCBI's taxonomy places the organism in Eukaryota, Metazoa, Arthropoda, Insecta, Diptera, Psychodidae. The coding region runs from base 293 to 2353 and encodes 686 amino acids.
GACAGUUGGCGGCGAUCUCCCCUGUUUUUCUGCUCAUCUGCGCUGAGUGGCUGAGUGCAUGUUAAAAAUAGGGUGUUUUUUGCAUGAAAAUGCGUAAAUAAUUGCAUGAAGUGUCCAAUUUAAUUGCUAAUUGAUUGUGUAGGGACAAUUCCAAGUACCUCUGGCAAGGACAGUCGCAAUUUCCGACGCAGAAAGGGUGACAAAGAUUUUCUUUGUGAAGUGUAGAAAACGUCCCAGAAAAUCUUCUCAGCUGUCCUCUUGUGGAUUGAUUUAGUGAUUUCCAAGAGCAGCAAUGUCCCUGCGAGUACUGAAGAAACUCCACGGUGAGGAAGAUCUAGAGGUGAAGCUGGCUGAUGAUCAGCUGUCUGACGUGGACACGGAGAUAGCAGGGGGAGGCGCCAAGAAGAAGCAACUCAAUAUCAAUCGAUACGAUUUGCUCAACCAACAAUCACCAUCAGAGAGUGAAGUUAAGGAGGAUGACAACGAGACGGAACACGCUUCGGCAGCCAGCAAUGCUCAUGCCUGUGAACAGGCCAAAAAGAAGAAAAAACGCAAGAAAAGGAAGGCAGGGAAGCAGUCUAGUGCUCACAGGAGGAGCUCCGAGGACAAUGCUGAUGUUGAUGUGAUCACGAAGACUGUUCGUGAAGUCGAUAAACUCUUCGGCGAAUCGUACGAGCUACCGGCAUCUCCGGUGGCCAAAAACACUGUGGGAUGUGAAUUAGCUGGCAAAUCCUUGUUGUCGGUUCAGCAUAAGAACCUUCAUCCUUCGUAUGAGUUGAAGAGAAUGUUUGGCAGCCGAGUAGUUCAGGCUGAGCAGGCCAAACGUCGCAAUACUCGUGGCCAGCGUCCCCUAAAGUCCACAUGGCUGGUGAAUGUGAAGGAAAAUUGGCCACCUGUGGGCAAAACGGGCAUUUCAAUGAAAGUUGUGUCAGCUCCUGAAACACCGGGAACGUCGAAAGAACCCGAACGGAAUGUCAACUAUUUCGCUUUUGAGCACAGUCAGUCAUAUCGGCAGCUGCAGAAUAAAUUUUUGGCUGCUGUGGAGAGCAUGGAUUCCGACAACAUCAUCCAGAUCAUCAAUCAGCAGCCCUAUCACGUUGAUUCUCUGAUCCAACUCAGUGAACUCUGCAAAAUGUCCGAAGACAAUGCUAUGGCGUCAGAUCUCAUUGAACAUGCUAUCUUUGCACUGGAAUCCUCCUUUCACAUUCUCUUUAGCAUCACAUCCGGAAACUGUCGCUUGGACUAUCGUCGUCAGGAGAAUCGGGCGUUUUUCAUUGUCCUCUUCAAGCAUGCCCAGUAUCUCGAGGGUCGUGCCUGCUCGCGUACUGCUCUUGAAGUGUCCAAGCUUCUGCUCUCACUCGAUCCAAUUAAUGAUCCUCUGGCUGUCAUCCUUGUUAUCGACUACUAUGCCAUCCGGGCCAAGCAGUACGAAUGGCUAGUGGAGCUGUACCUUCAAUGGGAGAAGUCAAAUAAUCUCUCCCAACUUCCCAACAUGGCCUAUUCCUUCGCCCUGGCACUUUUCCUCCUUAAUACGGAAAAUGACUGUGUCAGUGCUGAUACUUCCCUCCAGUAUGCCCUGCUCAUGUUUCCCGGAGUUUUGAGGCUUCUUCUCGAUGCCCUAUCUAUCCAGGUGGACUCGAGGGCUAAUUCUCACAGCUACUUUGGACCCUCGGCUUAUAGCAGCCAACCUCCGGCUCUGCAGCAACUGACAUCGCUCUACGUUUGUCGCUCGAAGAUCAUCUGGCGCGAUCCUGAGAUCCUGCCGUGGCUGGAGCGGAAUGUCAAUGCUGUGUUGGAUCGGGUAGAUGCUAAGCAUGAACUGGUGGAGGAAUUCGCUCUCAAGAGAUCCCAGCGCUACGUGAGUCCACCUCGAGCCAUUUUGCGUCACAUUGUACUGUCGGAUUACAAAGAGAAAGUUCCCCUGGCCCCUUUUAUUUCCAAGGAAACCGAUCCCAUUCUCAUGUACGAUCCCCUGCCCCCACUCGAUUCCAUCAACAUCUACACGCGUCCCAAUUUGUCGCCUGCGAAACGUGUACUGAUGUUGCAGAAUUCCUCGCCGCUCUCGAUGUUUUUCCAGAGUCUCCUGCCCAGUUUUUCGGUCAAUCAGCCGGCGCCGGCGGACAAUAGGGCGGCGGCAAUGGCCGGUGUUGUUGAAGCUCAGGCACCGCCUGAAGAAGCUGAAGAUGGAGCUGCAGGAUUUCAGUCUUAUGCGGAUUUCCGCACUUCUCUAAAUUCCGUUGUGGAUGCUCUUAGGGAUUUCCUGACCAAUAUUCGUGUCCCCGAACGCCCCAAUGAUGCCGAUGUUGAUGAGAAUGAGAGUACUGAAGAUGAAGCUAAUGACUACUUGACUUAGAGGACAUAACUUUGCAAGGACGUUUUUUUUUCUUUCGAUGUAAGUUUCUCUUGUGAUUUUUUUUUUCUACUUUAUAAUCCCCCACAGAAGACCUCAGUGUCCCCAAUCCAUCAACGUCUAAAGAUAUUCUUAGUAGAAAGUGAUUUUGUUUUUUUAAAAGAGCUUUUCUAGGCUUUUUGUAGACUUUUCUAGAGAUUCAGAUCAUUGAACAAAAAUUCAAUUUUUUUUUUACAAUAAAUUUUCCAAUCAAGUCAAUAUUUCCCAGUAAAACUCCUUUGGUGUCUUUUUUGUAAAAAGAAGGUCGCAAUUUUUAGCGCGCAUCCCUAUAGCCAAACCAUCCGCGAAGGUGAACGUUAGUGGACAAAUCGCAGAUAUUCCGCGGAAUUAUCCUCAGCGAAGUUUAUGGGAAGAGAAAUUUUCCACAUUUUUAAAGGGCACGAAUUUGCUGAACAAUUUACUCCGUGGAAAAUUCAAAGGAGCACAGCAGACAUCUCCGUGGAAGUUCUGUGGAACUUUCAAAUAAAGUGUUUGGCUAUAGGGUAAUUAAAAUAAAAAAAAAAUUGUACAAUUAAAGGACUUUCAAAAAGAAAGAAAUCAAUUAAAGAAAUAAUUAUUGCUCUUAUUAGAUUUUUUCUUGUGGAUAAAAUAAAAUAAUAUUGCAUUUAAGAUAAAUGAAAAAAGGAUAUUUAAGCAGAAAAAAAGUUCUUCAUGUAUUGUUUACAUAUAAAAAAAUUAAAAAAAAAGAAUAAAAGAUUAAAAAAAAUCAUACAAUUAUCCAUUAAACAGUAAGAAAAAAAAAGAAUAAUCUUUAUAAAUGGAAAAACGGGAAGUAGAGUGACGAAAAGAAUAUUAAAUGUGUAAAAUUUUAAAUUCCAAAAAAA